CUGGCGGAGGGACGCAUCACGCAAGGGUGGGGAAGCGGGAUCCGUGCGCAGGGUUGCUAAGGGUGAAACUUUUCAUUGACUUUGCUCACUUCGGGCCGGGGCGCGGGAAGGAGCAGUCGUCUGCUGACAUCUGCGGCUCAGGCGGCCGGGUGGCUCGGGCGACGUGGGGCCAGAAGGCAGGAGCGCCCGCAGACCAGAGCCCGGACCGUCCUCUGCCCCGCGACACUAGCCGCCCUCUGCUCCGCCAUCCCCGCGCUGUCGCCGCCGGCCGCCCCGCCCGCACUCCGUCCCCCCGAGGUCGAGCCCGACCUCCCCAAAGCUGAGAGGAUUAGUGUCGAGAGCCACAGCCCGGGGCCUCCCGCACGCUCCUAGCCCCCGACGGGGAACCGGACGCAGCAGCCCGGGCCCCGGCGGCGCCAGGUGAGAAAGGAAGAGCGGUCUCCGCCCCGCGCCCGGACCACCCUGGAGGGAGCGGCGGCCCCGCGGACACCGAAGUCAUCAGGAGCCCACACCUGCCUGCCUGCCUCGUAACUUCUGCUACUGCCCUGAGUUUGUGUACGUGCCCAGCGCUGUCUGCUCAGGAAAGGACCAUGCAGCUGGAGAUCAAAGUGGCCCUAAACUUCAUCAUCUCCUACUUGUAUAACAAGCUGCCCCGGCGCCGGGCAGAUCUGUUUGGGGAGGAGCUAGAGCGCCUCUUGAAAAAGAAAUAUGAAGGCCACUGGUACCCCGACAAACCGCUGAAGGGCUCCGCCUUCCGCUGUGUCCACAUUGGGGAGAUCGUAGACCCAGUUGUAGAGUUGGCCGCCAAGCGCAGUGGCCUGGCAGUGGAGGAUGUUCGGGCCAAUGUGCCUGAGGAGCUGAGUGUGUGGAUCGACCCUUUUGAGGUGUCCUACCAGAUCGGUGAGAAGGGGGCUGUGAAAGUGCUAUACCUGGAUGACAGUGAAGGCUGUGUGGCCCAGGAGCUGGACAAGGAGAUCAAGAGCAGCUUUAAUCCGGAUGCCCAGGUGUUCGUGCCCAUCGGCAGUCAGGGUAGCUCUCUGUCCAACUCCCCGUCACCAUCUUUUGGUCAGUCACCUAGCCCCACCUUCAUCCCCCGCUCUGCCCAGCCCAUCACCUUUACCACUGCAUCCUUUGCUGCCACCAAGUUUGGCUCCACCAAGAUGAAGAAGGGAGGUGGGGCAGCCAGUGGAGGGGGUGUGGCCAGUGGGGGAGUCAGUGGCCCUCAGCCCCCACAGCAGCAGCCCCGCAUGGCCCGUUCCCCUACUAACGGUCUGCUGAAGCACAAGAGCCUUUCUCUGUCUAUGCACUCACUGAACUUCAUUACCACCAACCCGAUCCCUCAGUCCCAGCUUUCACCCAAUGCCAAGGAAUUCGUGUACAAUGGUGGAGGCUCUCCCAGCCUCUUCUUUGAUGGGGCUGAUAGCCAGGGCAGUAGCACCUCAGCCCCCUUUGGGGGCAGUGCAGCUGGUCUCAGCAACAACAGCAGCUUUGACAUGAGCCAGGUGUUUGGAGGUGGCACCAACAGCCUCUUCCUGGAGAAGACACCCUUUGUGGAAGGCCUCAGCUACAACCUGAACACCAUGCAGUACCCUAGCCAGCCCUUCCAACCGGUUGUGUUGGCCAACUGACCAUCCCCUGUCCACAGGGCCAGGUGCAUCCAAGACCACAGAAAAGAAAAAGGAAAGGAAACACCGAAAAAGAAAAAAAAGGAGAAGGAAAACAAAAAGAUUAAAGAUUUCCAGUCUUCUUACUCUCACUUCUAGAAAAAAAAGAUCCAGCCCAGGCAUGGAGUGGGAGGGGCUCGCAAAGCACUAAAUGGUGUUUAAAUCCACCCCUUGCCCUUUCUCUGCCGGCCUGAUUUUGGUUGAUUUGGGUUUUAUAUUUAUUUUCUUUUUCUUUUCUUCUUCUUUUCUUUUUUUCUUUCUUUUUUUUUUUUUUUACCUGUAGCACUCUAUAAUAUCUUUAAUUAUUGGCUUCCUGUGCUAAGAAUGGUCCAGAUGUGAAUUGCUGCUCCCUCCUUCUCUCCCUCCUCCACACACCACCUGGUUUAGGAUUGGUGUGUCCAAGCUCACAGGGAAGGAAGAGCUGCAGCUAGGGCCUGGCCCUUCCCCAGAAUAGGGAGAGGCCACCCCAUGUCACUGCCUCUGUCACCCUAUCCUCUUAAAGCCAUCUAACCUCAACAGGCCUUUUCAGGCUCUGCCACCUGAAUAGGUCUGGCCCCUGCUCCCACUCCUCAGGCCCAGGCCAUGAAGAGAUAGCAGCUGGUCACUUGACACCCUCCCCCCAAGCUGAUGUCUGACUCCAGGGAGGUCAACACUCUGAUGGGACUUUUCAUCUCUGUCCUGUGGCUCCAUAACACCUCCCCCCAUAUGGCCCAGACUGCCACAAUGGCCCCAGAAACCCUUCCAUCAAUCCACGUGACCACUCAUAGUCCCUUCCUGGGUCUAAAGUUGGGGGCAGGCAAGUGUGGGUCUGCCUGUCUGUCUGUCUAUCUGUCCUUGGUUUGCUGUCCUAUGUUAAAGGAUUCCAAGCCAUGUGAAACUUUGCCCUCUGGAUGCGAUUCUGGGUUAUAGCAAGUGCUUAUUUCUGUCAAGGUUGGGAAGUAGGUCAGGGUGGGCUGUCAAUCCUCCUAUGGGGUGGGACAUGUGCCCUGAGCCUAAGACAGUGCUGGGGAAGCACUGCAAAAGGAACUGGUCUUCAGAGGGAUCUGCACUUUUUGUUUGUUUUUGACCAAAAAAGGGGAGGGGUGCUUGAGGGGCUAAAGGAAUAUGUUAUGAGAAAUGCCUGGACUCAGACCCUCCUGUUGAGUCCCUCAGGUGACCUUAGCCCAAGGGUGGGAGUUUAGGGUCUUUGCCUAGAGUGAGCAAGUCUGAGCCUUGGAUUGAGGCUGUGGUCAUGGUUGUCAGUGUUAAUUUAGUACGUUCUAACCCUGUCUGCUUGAGGACUUUUUGGUGUCUCUUGCCAUCCCCUCACUGCCCAGCCCACCCCUGUAGGCCUUUGCUGUAAGGAGGUCGGGCUAGACAGGCACUUGACCACUGCAGCUGGGUUUGGAUUAUGGGAGAGCACACACUCCUCACCCCUGCCAUCAGAGAGGUAGUUUCUCUGACCAUGCCGUCUUGGCUUUCCAUGCCUGAUACAUGUAUGAUGUCAAGACCCCGUUAUCAGAGUGUACUAAGGCCUCUGGCACCAUGGUAACCCUACAUGGGCAGCUGCUCUGGCAGUGGGUCUGGCCCAGAUAGACACUGCCAGCCUUCUUUCCCGGCAGCAGCAACAGGCUCUACCUCCCCCUAGCAGGGCAAUGUCCUGACUGCUCAGCCCAUCACCGUCUGUCCCCCUAGACUUCUCAGGAGCCAGCCCAGUCUGGGCCAUCCUCUCCCCAGCCCUCAGCUCCCACACAGGUGGCAGGCCCAGGCAGAUGGCUGCUCACUGGGGAAGGGCAGAUGCUGCCUUACACCCCCUCCCCCACUCACACAGAUACCUACCCCCACCCUGAUCAGCUUGUGUCACCACAUACAGGGAGGGGGGACCAACCCCUGGCAUCCUGAAAUACGGAGAAAAAUGUGUGUUCAGGAGCAUGACUCCAGUGCUGGGUUCUUGAGCUCAGUUCACUCUGUCUUGUCUCAAAUCUAGGUAUCUUGCUUCUAUUUUAUUUUAUUUUUUAAGGAAACAAAUCUGCACUAAUUUACCUGGUUUCGUAGGAACUUUUUUUUUUUUUUUACAUUUUUUGGUGUCCGUUUGUAUUGAAUAAUUUGCUACAUUUGUAAAAUGUAAGAGGUAUAUAUAAUAUAUGUAUAUUUCUAACGUAAAAAAGUAAUUUUUUCUUUUCAAGAUUUUUUCUUAGGAGAGAAACAGAUAUUUUUUCAGGAAAAACAAACUUUAAAAAAUGGAGAACAAAAACCUUUUUCUCCCCGUUCCCAACCCCCUCUCUAUGUACCCCUCUUUCUCAAGAACAAGUCAAAAGGUGGAGUGUCUUGUAAAGAAUGUAAACUUUUAGUCCAGAAUGAUGUAUUUUUCUCAAUGCAGUGAGCUGUAGAUUUCUCUAGUUUGACCCCUAGAGAUGGGUCGGGGGGCAUUGAAGCAACGUGGAGAGGAGCUUGGGGGGAGCAAGGUUGUGAACUUUUUUUCUUUAGUGAAGGAAGAAUACAAUCAAGCAUUUUGUAUUCAGAAUGUUGUGCAAUAUUUUGGAAUGGGACAUCGGUGUGUUUAGAGAUUUAGUUUAAAAACAAAACAAAAGAUUGAUCAAAUCUGUACAGUUUAUAUUGUUCCAGAUUUUUUUAAGUUUGUAUUAAAAGCAUGAUAUAUAAUAAUA
Erinaceus europaeus (western European hedgehog) is the source of this 4309-nucleotide messenger RNA. RefSeq names its product transducer of ERBB2, 2 (gene TOB2). Bases 591 to 1628 code for a protein of 345 amino acids. Gene Ontology annotation, cellular component: cytoplasm; nucleus. Gene Ontology annotation, biological process: regulation of gene expression. Lineage: Eukaryota; Metazoa; Chordata; Mammalia; Eulipotyphla; Erinaceidae. Gene Ontology annotation, molecular function: transcription corepressor activity. The record is from RefSeq and is a predicted model, not a curated record. The transcript has 2 exons.